UUCGAGAAGGACAUGAAAAGAACCAACACCAAAUUCCUGGCGUUAGCAACAAAUGUGGAAAGGGACGAGGAGAAGACCUCGGAACCUCCAAGAGAAAUCAAGGAAAUACUGAAGGAGUUCCAAGACAUUCUUCCCGACGACCUCCCAAACGAGCUACCGCCAUAUCGAACUCACCAACACGAGAUCGUAGAGGAACCAGGUUUGAAACCGACCUUCUCAGCACCAUAUCGGCUAAGCCCCACAGAACUAGCCGGCCUGAAGAAAGAGAUUGAGUAUAUCCUCGCCAAAGGACUCAUCCGACCAUCCAUUUUGCCAUACGGUGCCCCAGUAUUCUUCACACCGAAACCAGACGGAAGCCUGCGCAUGUGCAUCGACUACCGGGCUCUCAAUAAGCAGACCAUCAAGAACAAGUACCCGAUUCCACGAAUCGAUGAUCUGCUUGACCAGCUUCGGGGAGCCACGGUAUUUUCAAAACUAGAUCUGCGGUGCGGAUACUGGAUGGCGAACUUCGACAAUGCCGAAGAAAUACUGAAGGAGUUCCAAGACAUUCUUCCCGACGACCUCCCAGACGAGCUACCGCCAUACCGAAAGCACCAACAUGAGAUCGUGGAGGAACCAGGUUCGAAACCGACCUUCAAAGCACCAUAUCGGCUAAGCCCCACAGAACUAGCCGACCUGAAGAAACAGAUCCAGUAUCUCGUUGCCAAAGGACUCAUCCGACCAUCCACUUCGCCAUACGGUGCCCCAGUACUCUUCACAACAAAACCAGACGGAAGCCUGCGCAUGUGCAUCGACUAUCGGGCUCUCAAAAAGCAGACCAUCAAGAACAAGUAUCCGAUUCCACGAAUCGAUAAUCUGCUUGACCAGCUUCGGGGAGCCAUGGUAUUUUCAAAACUAGAUCUCGCUUACUAUCCACAGCAGUUCCUUGGCUUUGCUAACUACUACAACAGGUUCGUGCCGCAAUACGCGAAGAUCGCCGCGCCACUCACAAAUUUGCUGAAGAACAACACACCCUAUAAAUGGGAGCCACAACACCAAGAAGGCAUGGAGCAGCUGAAGCAAGCACUCACGUCCGCACGCGUACUCAACUUGCGAGACCCCGAACGCGACUACGUCAUCGAAGCUGACACCAGCGACCAGGCAGUGGGAGCAGUCUUGAUGCAAGACCAGGGGAAUGGCCUACAACCAAUUGCCUACCUCAGCAAAAUAUUACAUGGGGCAGAACUCAACUACCCGAUACACGACAAGGAGGCCCUUGCUAUCAUCAUCGCCUUCAAAACGUGGAGAUGUUAUCUCAAAGGACGCAAGACGACAGUCUACAACGACCAUUGCAGCCUAAAAUAUUUGAAGACACAACCAAGCCUCUCCAGGCGGCAGGUCCGGUGGAUUGACUUCCUCGAGACGCACUUCCACUAUAACAUCGUGUACAAGCCUAGCCAUAAAAGCAAAGCAAAUGCGCUUAGCUGGCCUGCGCACUGUAAUGUAAACCCUCUUCUUGUCCCAGAACAGCCAUGGCAAGUGGUAAGCCUAGACUUCAUCACCGGGCUACCAACUACCACAAGUGGUCAUGACGCGAUCCUUGUCGUCAUUAACAAGUUCUCCAAAAUGGGGCACUUCAUCCCGACACACACCACAGCACGCACCAAGGAGAUGGCACAACUCUUUGUUCGCUACAUCAUCUCACAACAUGACAUUCCGACCACACUCAUCUCCGACCGAGACCCUAAGUUCACCAGUAAAUUCUGGAAAGAACUGAUGUCUCUACUCGGGACCAAACUCGCCAUGUCAUCCGCCUACCAUUCGCAGACAGAUGGACAGACCAAGCGCCUCAACCAAAUUGUGGAGCAACUCCUACGCGCAGCCUGCAAGGACGACAUCUCCAAAUGGGACUUGCAUCUGCCCAUCCUAGAGUUUGCCUACAACAAUGCUACUCACACCGCUACUGGACAGACGCCGUUCUUCCUAUGUUACGGACACCACCCACUCACACCUCAACAGCCAAACAUACCAGCCACAGCGGUGGAAGGGACUCCGCCGAGCCGCGAGAAGAGAGAGAGAGAGAGAGAGAGAGAGAGAGAGAGAGAGAGAGAGAGAGAGAGAGAGAGAGAGAGAGAGAGAGAGAGAGAGAGAGAGAGAGAGGGAGAGAGAGAAAGAGAGAGCGAGCGAGCGAAAGAGAGAGAGAGAGAGAGAGAGAGAGAGAGAGAGAGAGAGAGAGAGAGAGAGAGAGAGAGAGAGAGAGAGAAAGAGAGAGAGCAAGAGAGAGAGAGAGAGAGAGAGAGAGAGAGAGAGAGAGAGAGAGAGAGAGAGAGAGAGAGAGAGAGAGAUGGAGAUCAAGAAAGAGGUAGAAAGAUAGGUAUACAGAGAGAGAGCAAGAGAGGUAGAGAGAGAGUACAGCUACCCAACUGGAACGAUACUGGAGAUAUCCCAGUAGAGACACUCGCACGAUUCGAGAAGGAUGUGAAGCGGACCGACACCGGGUUCCUGGCGAUAGCAACAGAGGUGGAGAAUGACGGAGAGGAAGCCUCGGAAACUCCAGAAAAAAUCAAGGAAUUAUUAAAGGAGUUCCAAGAUAUUCUUCCUGACGAUCUUCCGAACGAGCUACCGCCAUACCGAACGCAUCAACACGAGAUCGUGGAGGAACCGGGUUCGAAGCCGACCUUCCGAGCACCAUAUCGGCUCAGCCCUACGGAGCUGACUGACAUGAAAAAACAGAUCGAGUAUCUCCUAGCCAAAGGACUCAUCCGGCCAUCCACUUCGCCGUACGGUGCCCCAGUACUCUUCACACCGAAACCGGACGGAAGCCUGCGCAUGUGCAUCGACUACCGAGCUCUUAACAAGCAGACCAUCAAGAAUAAAUAUCCGAUACCGCGAAUCCAUGACCUGCUUGACCAGCUUCGGGGAGCUACGGUAUUUUCCAAACUGGAUCUGCGGUCCGGAUACUGGCAGAUACGGAUGGCGGACAACUCUAUCCACAAAACUGCUUUUCGAACUCGGUACGGAUCGUACGAGUAUUUGGUCAUGCCAUUCGGACUCACCAACGCGCCGGCCACGUUCCAAGCCGAAAUGAACCACAUUCUACGACCACUUCUGGACGAAUGCGUGGUGGUGUACUUGGACGACAUACUCAUCUACUCGCGCGACAUGAAGCAGCACGUCGAACACCUGCGACGCGUCUUCGAAAUUCUUCGACGAGAACGAUUCUAUGUCAAACUGUCCAAGAGCGAAUUCGCCCUUGAAAAGGUCCAGUUCCUAGGGCACAUGGUGAGCGCUCAAGGAGUUCACGUCGACCCCAAGAAAAUCGAAGCCGUACGUACGUGGAAGACACCCGAGAACGUGAAGGAGUUGCAGCAGUUCCUAGGCUUCGCUAAUUACUACAACAGGUUCGUGCCACAGUAUGCGAAAAUCGCAGCACCACUCACGAAUCUGCUGAAGAAGAACACGCCCUACAAAUGGGAACCAAAGCACCAGGAAGCCGUGGAGCAGCUGAAACAAGCACUCACGUCUGCACCGGUACUCAUCUUGCCAGAUCCCGAACGCGACUACGUAAUCGAAGCUGACGCCAGCGACCAGGCAGUGGGAGCAGUCUUAAUGCAAGACCAGGGGAAUGGACUACAACCAAUUGCCUACCUCAGCAAGAAACUGCACGGGGCAGAACUCAACUACCCGAUACACGACAAAGAGGCUCUUGCUAUCAUCAUCGCCUUCAAAGCGUGGAGAUGCUAUCUCGAAGGACGAAGAACAACCGUCUACACCGACCACUGCAGCCUGAAAUACUUGAAGACACAACCCAACCUUUCCAGGCGGCAGGUCCGGUGGAUUGACUUCCUCGAGACACACUUCCACUACGACAUCGUGUACAAGCCCGGCCACAAGAACAAAGCAGACGCUCUCAGCCGGCCUGCACACGUUGCCGCGAUUCAGGUCGAAGGGAUGAAUCCACUACUCAAGGGACUCUUCACCCACGGGUAUGCCAUCGACCCCGAAAUUCCCUUGGCAGAAAAGCGACAUCUGCUACAGUGGGACAGUGACAUCGCGUACCGGAAAGGAUCAACAAAAAUCUGGGUACCCAAUUACCCUCCUUUGCGCCAGUUACUACUCGAAGAAUACCACGACGUCCUGUACGCCGGACACUUCGGUAGCAACAAGACGCUCACCGGUAUCGCCAAACACUACUACUGGCCCCAUAUGGCAGACGACGUCCAGAAAUUCGUCACCUCGUGUGAUACAUGUCAGCGGAUGAAGAGCAGCAAGCAGAAAAAGGCGGGACUACUGCAACCUCUUCCUCUCCCAGAACAGCCGUGGCAAGUGGUCAGCCUCGACUUCAUCACCGGGUUACCACCUACCACCAGCAGUCAUGACGCCAUCCUUGUCGUCAUUGACAAGUUCUCUAAAAUGGGACACUUCAUCCCGACACACACGACGGCACGCACCGAGGAGACAGCACAGCUCUUCGUUCGUCACAUCAUCUCACAGCAUGGCAUCCCAACCACACUCAUUUCCGACCGAGACCCCAAGUUCACCAGCAAGUUCUGGAAGGAACUUAUGUCUCUUCUCGGGACCAAACUCGCCAUGUCAUCCGCAUACCAUCCGCAGACAGACGGACAGACCGAGCGCCUCAACCAAAUUGUUGAGCAACUCCUCCGAGCAGCCUGCAGGGACGACAUCUCCAAAUGGGACUUGCACCUGCCCGUUCUGGAGUUUGCUUACAACAACGCCACACAUGCCGCUACUGGACAGACGCCGUUCUUCCUCUGCUACGGACGCCACCCACUCACACCACAAAAACCGACAGCAUCAGCUACAGUCCAACCAGCACAUGAUUUCAUUACAACCAUGCAUCAACUUUGGGAUCGGACCCAUAAGCGCCUCCUUGACAUUCAACAGCAACAGAAGCGCCAGGCCGAUCGCCAUCGCAACGACCACACCAUUUCUGUGGGAGACCAGGUGCUCCUCGACACCCGCAACCUGGACAUCAGCCAUCUCCCAUCUAAACUUCGACCUCGCUUCUGCGGACCUUUUCUCGUUGAAGCACAGGUCACUCCUGUUACCUUCCGCUUACGCCUGCCAGCUACCUGGAAGAUUCACAACGCCUUCCACGUCCAACUUCUGAAGCCCUAUCGGGACCCAAACACAAUUUUCGUCGGACGCCAACCGCCGCCGCCACCGCCCGUCCUCGUCCAGAAUGAACCCGAGUACGAGGUCGAGUCCGUGCUCGCACACCGCCGUCGUCGGAAUGGCACCGUGGAGCUUCUCAUCCGUUGGAAGGGUUAUGAUCCUUCUGAGGACAGCUGGGUACCUGAGUCCGACAUGGGUAACGCCCGUCGUCCUCUGCAUGACUACCUUGUCAAGCAGGGUGUUACUUCUACCACCCAGCUUUGAGGGGGGGAAGUGUGAGAGUACGACC
Closterium sp. NIES-67 is the source of this 5404-nucleotide messenger RNA. The record is from the annotation of a GenBank genome assembly. NCBI's taxonomy places the organism in Eukaryota, Viridiplantae, Streptophyta, Zygnematophyceae, Desmidiales, Closteriaceae.